Aspergillus puulaauensis is the source of this 2196-nucleotide messenger RNA. RefSeq lists its product as uncharacterized. Gene Ontology annotation, molecular function: zinc ion binding; sequence-specific DNA binding; DNA-binding transcription factor activity, RNA polymerase II-specific. The coding region runs from base 1 to 2196 and encodes 731 amino acids. The transcript has 3 exons. Gene Ontology annotation, biological process: DNA-templated transcription; positive regulation of transcription by RNA polymerase II. The record is from RefSeq and is a predicted model, not a curated record. NCBI's taxonomy places the organism in Eukaryota, Fungi, Ascomycota, Eurotiomycetes, Eurotiales, Aspergillaceae.
AUGCAGUCCCGCCGGGGAUCCCGCAAGGCGUGUGCCCUUUGCCACGAGCGCAAAGUCAAGUGUGAUGGAGCGACACCAAGUUGUCGGAACUGUUUGCGAGCCCAAGCUCUUUGCCGACCGCAUGAGCGGCGCCGCCGGCUCACAAUUCGCACACCAGAGCGAAGUCCAACCCAACCUCCGACAGCUGUGGAGAGGCUCGCUUGGUUGCAAAAUGAACUCCUGCGGGUUUUGGGUCUGGAUGUCCACCAGGUGAACACUGGCACUGCACUUGACUCUCUCCCGCGGUGUCAGCAUCUUUUGCGCGCUCAGGGUGCGCCUUGUUCGCAAAACGCCGGUGCUCGAGCACCGGCCCCGACAUCGCAGAGUGAGGGAGACCCAUCCGAGACGUCUCCUGAGAUGGACCCGAACAUUCCCCUUUUGGCGUUCAACGCCACGGGCGAAGCUCGGUACUUGGGUGCAUCGAGUGGCUCCGUUUUCGCCAGAUUUAUUGCAAACACGGCCAGAUCGGUUUUACCACAGGGGGCUACAGGGCCCGGCCUUCAACCACAUGUAUAUGAGCCUUCGCAUGUCAACCGUCCCGCCGUUUCCUUCAGUCCCACAAAUUGGAGAAAGUCAGCAACAUUUGCUUUCCUCUUACGAUGUUAUCUAAAGUGGGUUCACAGCUGCUACCCUUUGUUUCUGUCCCAGGAUAUUGCGGCGCUCGAGUCCAUGAGCUACUCAGAGGAGCCCCCCCGGGAAACUGGGGAUACGACUAUCAUUUUCUACCUUAUCAUGUCGAUAGGUGCUGUUCAUGCCGAACAGAAGCACCUUCUCGAUCACUUCCAGGGGGAUGCGGGCCUGCGGCAGUAUCAACAUGACGCUUCGACUCGUGGGGUCUCAUCGGAGGCAUUAUACCGAAAGGCUAUCGGAGUGCUUGCGUCUGAACCGUCGAACUUGACUCCCCGUAUCUCCUUGGUGCAGACUCUUGUUUUGAUAUCGAUCUAUGCCUCCCACCGCCCAUCUGACAAUGAGCAAUGGCAUAUUGUGGGAAUGGCCAUGCGUAUAGCAAUAGAGCUAGGUUUACAUCGACACAACAACGCCUGGAAGUUCACCGUGGAUGAGCUUGAACUCCGGCGUCGAGUAUUCUGGACGACCUACGCCAUCGAAAUCACAGUGGCGUUCAAUCUAGGUCGUCCGGCUAGUAUAUCCUUUCAAGAUGCCGAUGCGCCUUUUCCUAGGAAUUCAGAGGAAACCGCUCUCUCAAUUCACCAUAUCAAACACCGACAGAUUCAAGAACAAAUGCUGUGCUUGGUCUAUCGAAGCAGACCACAUAAUGCAGUCGCCAUGUCGGAGUUCGAUAACUCCAUGUCGAAUAUAGAAAGCCUUCAGCAAAGCCUAGACGAAUGGCAUGGGGGGCUGCAUGAGCUGUAUCGCCAGUCAAGCUCGCCCUACCCCGUUGAGUACUGGGACCGACUUUACUAUUCAACCUCUGCCGCUCUUUCCCGGCCGACCACUCUGUUUCCCCGGCCUGGACCCGAGCUUCAGACGAGGUGCUUUCUGUCGUCGUACCGGGUGAUUGAAAUCCAUGAAACACUUAUCCGGAAAUUCCGGCUUCCUUACUCCUGGAUGUUGCUACAAGGUCUUGUAUUCUCAGCCAUCUCGAUGAUCGUGACAACCAGAACAAGUACCACGGUAUUAGCCAAGGAGUUCGGAGCGGACAGAUUUCUAGACAUUCUGACCAGGGGUGUGCGCAAUUUCCACGUUGUCCUGGCCGUAAUGAGAGAAAGGUGGACUGGUCUGGCGAUCAGACAUCUGGAAGAGUUACUUAACAAGCUGUGCCAAGAUACUUUGAGAUAUACGAUUAAUGUCCUGGCGAAACAAUCUUCUGCAAGAGCCUCGUCUCUGCAGUCAUCAGUGCAUCCUGGUCUUUUGUCUGGGAAUCCGUCUUCAUCCUGCCCGGACGCAAGGGAAGUUGAGCCAGGAGCUACAACUGGCAUUUCAAAUGACCAACGUCCUCCGAAUGAAGAGCAAUUUCCUCGCGGUCUGCUGGGCGAGGGGGCGUAUCAAGAAACGAACGUUCAAUUCGAGCCUGCUAUCGACUCGGGGUUUUCAGAACUGUAUCUUGGGGAGGACUGGUGGGCUUUUGAUACCUUGUUCGAACUGGACGAACUCAGAACUUUCUUUGAUUUUUUCCCAAUCGAGCCAUACGGGAUAUGA